AUGGUGUUUAGAAAUCACCCAGAGAUCCAGAUCCCAAAAAUGGUGUACGGGACAGCUUGGAAGAAAGAUAGGUCCGCCACUCUAGUGUACCAGGCUCUGAAAGCUGGCUUUCGAGCUAUUGAUACGGCUGCCCAGCCUCGCCAUUACAAUGAGAAGGGAGUGGCAGAAGGUAUUGCGAGGGCAAUAGCUGAAGGAGUUGUGAAGAGAGAAGAUCUAUAUAUCCAAACCAAGUUCACAGCUCCAUCAGGGCAAGACCCAAACAAUCUGCCCUAUAGCGCUUCGGAUCCAAUACCUCAACAAGUGGAAACCUCCAUUGCAUCCUCACUCUCCAACUUCACUUUUCCGAACCAAGGAGAACCAUACAUUGAUUGUCUGGUCCUCCAUUCCCCAUUCCGCAACAUGAAAGAUACGCUCGUCGCGUGGCAAACCUUUGAAUCAUUCGUCCCAACAAAGGUCCGCUCACUAGGAAUAUCGAAUACCACACUCCCUAUCCUCCAAUCUCUCGUCUCCUCAGCCGCCAUCGUCCCGUCUGUGUGUCAAAACCGCUUCUACCCAGGUACGGAAUGGGAAGUUCCCCUUCGGUCAUUUUGUAGAGAGCAUGGGAUUAUUUUCCAGUCUUUUUGGACUUUGACCGGGAAUCCUCAGUUGGUGAGUUGUAAACCAGUUCUGGAGAUGGCGGAUAAGUUAAGGGGAAAGAGAGAGAUGGGUGGCGAUGAUAGGGCGCUGGCACUUUAUUGUUUGGUGCUUGGCUUGAAGGGAGUUAGCAUACUUAAUGGGACGAAGGAUGAAGGGAGGAUGAAGCGGGAUUUGCUGACAGUUGAUGCCGUUGGAGGUUUGAUUGAAGGGGAGUGGAAGGAGAUGUGGAAACGGUGGCUGAAUGAUUUCAAGGAGGUGAUUGGUGAGAAGUAA
This is a messenger RNA of Mollisia scopiformis, 909 nucleotides long. Its product is annotated as Aldo/keto reductase. NCBI's taxonomy places the organism in Eukaryota, Fungi, Ascomycota, Leotiomycetes, Helotiales, Mollisiaceae. The transcript is spliced from 2 exons. The coding region runs from base 1 to 909 and encodes 302 amino acids. The record is from RefSeq and is a predicted model, not a curated record. Gene Ontology annotation, molecular function: aldose reductase (NADPH) activity. Gene Ontology annotation, cellular component: cytosol.